Messenger RNA from Triticum dicoccoides, 809 nucleotides. RefSeq names its product thioredoxin X, chloroplastic-like. The transcript is spliced from 2 exons. The record is from RefSeq and is a predicted model, not a curated record. Gene Ontology annotation, cellular component: cytoplasm. NCBI's taxonomy places the organism in Eukaryota, Viridiplantae, Streptophyta, Magnoliopsida, Poales, Poaceae. Gene Ontology annotation, molecular function: protein-disulfide reductase activity. Bases 55 to 582 code for a protein of 175 amino acids.
CCCCGCCCGCCCGCCUCAUCGGCAUCGUGCAGCUCUCCCCCCUCCCCCUCUCCCAUGGCAUCCGCGCCGAGCACCACCGCGUCCACCCUCGCGCCCCCUCUCCGCUCGCCCCUCUCCUUCUCCUCCUCCCGCCGGCUCCCUUCCGCCGCCGCGCUCCCUCGGGCGGCGGGGGCGCUCCUCCUCUGCCGCGCGCCCGCGCCGGCGCGGGGGCUCGCCCUGGCGCGCGUGCGGUGCCGCGGGGCGGUGAAGCUGGUCGGGGAGGGCGAGUUCGAGGCGGAGGUCAUGCAGUCGGACCUGCCCGUGCUCGUCGACUUCGUCGCCGACUGGUGCGGGCCCUGCCGCCUCGUCGCCCCCGUCGUCGACUGGGCCUCCGAGGAAUAUGAGGGGAGAUUAAAGAUUGUCAAGAUCGACCAUGACGCGAAUCCUCAGAUUAUCGAGAAGUACAAGGUUUACGGUCUCCCGGCGUUGAUCCUCUUCAAGGACGGGCAGGAGGUGCCAGGGAGCCGAAGAGAAGGCGCGAUAAACAAGGCCAAGUUCAAGGACUACAUCGAGCCUCUCCUGGAGACCUCAAAUGUGGCCUGAUAUCAUCGCCUGCGGUCUGCAGGACCGAUUCUUGUAAUGGUUCACACUUCAGAGGAUGCCAAAUGGCACUGGCUUGAGCUGCACAGCUUGCAUAUCAAAGAGUUUUCCCCACUCCAUCAGCUCUAGUCUGUAAUUACUAAAUUACCUACACGAUCAGGACUAUGUAUGGCUUUCAUUGUAUGAAAAAAAUAUUAGCAUAUAUGAAGAGCUAUUCAUGAGUAUGUACA